AAACCCCCAAACCCUCCAAUCUUGUCGGGUUACGCGCCUCCGGCCCCCAUUUCCAUCCCCACCGGCGCCUCCCUCCUCUUCCCCCCAUCUCCCUCCCCAGCCCACACGGCCUAGGGCUUAUCAAUCCGGUCGCCCCCCGAAGUCGAACCCCUUCCAGGUGCAAACCCUCAACCUCCCCGCCGUCCCGCAUUCCUCGGUGGUGGUGGGACGGUGAGGAGGACUGGAGGAUGCAGGCCACCGGGAGCGUGACUUGGGUCGUCGGCGCGCAGGCGUCCGUCCUAGGGAGAUGCAGCGGCGGGGUGCCGUGCCCUUCUUCUUCUUCGUCCUCGUCGUCGUCCGCUUCGUCUGGUAGGUUCCAGGGGCUUGGCGCGGUGCGGUGCUGCGUGCAGGCGCAGGAUAAGAAGCCGCGGGUGAGGAAGACCAAAGAGGAGCGGAGGGAGAUGGUCGAGUCCUUCGUCAACACCUAUCGGGUAUCAAACAAUGGGAAAUUUCCUUCAGUCAAUCUAACACACAAGGAAGUUGGAGGGUCAUAUUAUAUAGUUCGUGAAAUUGUCAGAGAUAUCAUCCAAGAGAACAGAGUUCUUGGCCCUGGUGGUUUGAAUGCUAAGGCAUUGAGUUUUGAGGAUUCUCCUGAUUCUUCUGAAUUGUCUGCUAGUCAUGAAUUGGGCCAAGACAAUAUAGAGAUAUUGGAUUUGUCUGAUGAGAAUCAAGGUGGCAAAGAUUCUGUGUUGGAAAUGUCUGACCAGGAGGGAGUAUUUUCUCUUCAAAAUAAUGUCAUCAGCACCGAGCAACUAUUGGGCUCAUCUAAUCUCUUGCAGUCUGGUAUUUUGAACAGUGUUGUCCAAAAUGGGAAUGUAGAAAGUGCAACAUGCUUGGACACAAACCUUCAGGAAGAAGAUGAACCGCUGUGUGAAGAACCAAGGGAGGUUGACACUAUUGGUUCUGAAAAGCAAGCCCCUUCAUUUGUUCAUGUCUCUGAUUUGCAUAAAGAUAUUGAGGUAGACAGUUUGGUGGAUGCUCAUAAGAUAGCAACCAGUAGCAUCAUUGAUGAAGUUACAAUUCUGUCAGAACCUAGUACUGUUUCUCAAACAAAUGGGGCACUUCUACAUGAGCAUGUGACAUUACCUGACGUUUGUGAUGACAUAACUAAUAGUGCUGUUGAUGAAGCUAUUCUUUACUCAGAAACUAAUGGUGUUCUUCAAACAAACCAGACCCUUGUACAGGAGCAUGAUAAAUUACCAGAAACUGAAAGUAUCAUGACUGGUGAUGUUCAGCUUAUAGAUGGGCAAUUUAGACCUACAACAUCUGCAAAUCAAAGGGAUGCCUAUGUGUUGAAUACAAGUGCAGAAGCCAUAGACUCCACUCUCUCUGUGGACAGUUGUGACGAGAUUGAGCAACCACUCCUUAAUACCUGCUCUGACGAACAAGAUAAUUUAGAAGGCCUUGAUUCUCAACCAGCACUGGAUACAAAGAAGUUGUUGCAAAAGGAAGACAAACACAGCACAGUAGAAAAAGAUGUAAGCGAAUUCCAGACAUCAAUAUCUGACGUCACACACAAAGAGCGCGAGGCAAGCUAUGUCAACACUGAACAUGCGAUAAGCGCGACAACAGUGACAGCAAGGAGAACUGGGAAUGUACAACAGAAGAAAGAGGACAACCUAUUUUGGCUUAUCAUUAGGGCAUUUGUUGUUUCCAUGUCCAAGUUGUGGGCAAAGUGAGUGAUGUGCAAAAUGCAUCUUCAUCUGGUACUGCUGCCUGGAUGUCUUUCUGUCUACUGUGAAAAGAGGGACGCAUUGUGAAGCUCCAUUUCCCCUGAUGCAUAUAGAUGCUCGUCUUGUGCCACACUUUACGGUGUUUGCUACGGUUGGUUUAGUUUUAUAGCUUAUUAGUGUAGCUCAGAUGUAUCCUUUGGUCAACUUGCUCUGUUGGGGUCAAGUUGAUACGGUGAAGUCUAGAAUCAAUCACUUGUACUUGCUCAUCUGUGAGCUUUCUGAAAGUAGCAAUUUGUUCUCCGACUAAAUUGAGUAUAACUGACUACCCCAUUCUGGGGAAUUUUCUCGAAGUAUGUGAGCUUGUGCUUGUAGCCUUUGAUUG
This is a messenger RNA of Brachypodium distachyon (stiff brome), 2094 nucleotides long. RefSeq lists its product as uncharacterized. The transcript is spliced from 5 exons. The coding region runs from base 228 to 1718 and encodes 496 amino acids. NCBI's taxonomy places the organism in Eukaryota, Viridiplantae, Streptophyta, Magnoliopsida, Poales, Poaceae. The record is from RefSeq and is a predicted model, not a curated record.